Messenger RNA from Chironomus riparius, 556 nucleotides. Lineage: Eukaryota; Metazoa; Arthropoda; Insecta; Diptera; Chironomidae. The record is from the annotation of a GenBank genome assembly.
UGUGUACAAAUUACUCAUCUCAUUCAGUUUUUGUUCAUCAAUUAGGCUAGAAGCUAUUGAACCAAAUAAACAUGUCGGCAUCGAAUUUCUUGACAGUCUUAGUUCUGAUUUCCGUAUUUAUUGGAUCGUUUGGAUAUUUAUACAUUAUUCCUGGGGAGUUGGGAAAGAGCAAAGACCAUGAUGGACAUUGUUACUUUGAACAGAAGAAACUUUUGCUUAAAAUUGAUGAAUCUGUUAAGAGAGAUUGUGAGGAAAUAUCUUGUUAUAAUGAUUAUAGCAUAAGAAUUGCUGGUUGUGGAACAUUCUCAAUUCAUGAUCCAAGUUGCAAGAGAUUUGAAAGAGACUACACAAAACCUUAUCCAGAAUGCUGUACAUCAUUUUACUGUGCUGAGCCAGCCGAUUUACAUGACGCAAAGCAACAAUCUAAAGUCGACAAAAACAUAUUGUAGUGCCUUGAAAAUUAUGAUGAUUAGAGCUCAAAAUUUAUUAAUUAAUGGCAUUUGACGAAAAGAGAUUCAAUAAAAUUUUGCGACAUUUAAGAAGUCUCACAUUAUGA